Molecule: messenger RNA, 829 nt
Organism: Morus notabilis
Lineage: Eukaryota; Viridiplantae; Streptophyta; Magnoliopsida; Rosales; Moraceae
Product: protein FAR-RED ELONGATED HYPOCOTYL 3
Exons: 3
Source: RefSeq, a predicted model, not a curated record
AAGUAGGAUGGAAGAUGGCUCGAAUUUGACUAUGGGGAAAGAUGUUGAAGGGUGUUCUGGUAACGAGAAACUUGAUGAUGGUAAAGAAGGUGAGCACUGGCCAGAAGCAUUGGAAAGUGAAGAACUGGGACCACCAACUGUUGGGAUGGUAUUUACUUCCGAAGAAGAUGUUCGAGAUUAUUACUCGAAGUAUGCUCAACAUAAAGGGUUUGGCAUUUACAGGAGAAGCUCAAGGUGCGGAGACGACGGGAAGGUCAAAUACUUUACGCUUGCUUGUGCUAAUGCCGGUAAAGUACGUACAAACAAUCCAAAUAAGAGGUUCCCAAUGAGGCAGUCAUCUAAGACAAAUUGCAUGGCCAAGAUCAAUGUCGCAGUAGAAUCUGAUGUCCGGGUUUAUGUGUGUCACGUUGUCCUUGAACAUAAUCAUGAACUGAGUCCAGGAAAGGUGCAACAAAAUAUACGCAAAAAAGUUUGGAGUCCUCGAGUGCAAAGAAAACGUCGAAGGGAAGAACAGAUAGGGAUUGAAUCAUGCAAUCCCUCUCAUCCAAAUAUCGGAAAAGUUCUGGGCUAUGAGAAUUCAGGUUCAGCUAAUGGUUACAAUCAUCUUCCAUACCAUACUACUGGCAUUUCCACGGGUGAAAAUGCUUUCCAUCUUCUCAACAGAAGUUCAGCAUCGGGAGUUUAUCCAGAUUUCCAGGAUACUUUAAGCUGUGCCCUUGCAAAGAGGGCUGUGGGACUUGUGAAAUCUGGAAUGGUGAUCGGGCUGGGCACUGGAUGCAUUUUGUCUCUUUUCAUUGGGGAGCUUGGGAAACUAAUUAAAGAAGGAAAG